UUUUUAGUUUCCUUCACUAAGCAUCCGGUUGUUUGGUCCAGUUAUGUAAACAAAAAUAUCGUGUGUACAUUGCAUGUCCUUUAAAAUGAACAGGUAGUGGAGAAUGGAAUAACCAAUCGGUGUUUAGCAUGUACUGUAUCAAGUCUGCAGUCUCCAAGAAUGUCACUGCCUUUACUCCUUGUAAAAACCUCCUGGCAGUGAAAGGGCAAUGUUUCUGGACAACAAGCAAGGAACCGCCCACAAACUACGAGAUACUGGGAGUAAAGAAGGAUGCUUCUAGUAAAGAAAUCAAGGAGGCAUACUUUGAAUUGUGUAAAACGAUGCACCCAGACAGUAACAGUGGAACAAAAGAUGUUCAGAACUUUGUGGAGUUGAAUAAAGCCUAUAAUGUUCUAAUAAACGAGAGUAAAAGGGCCAGAUAUGACAAAAAGUUAAAGGGGGAGGAGUUUUACAACCAAGGUUUGUCCAGUGAGGAGACCAAAGACACUGUGGUUUACGCUCCUUAUAUAAGGAUUUUUAUUUUGAUUAUCUAUGUGAUCGGAUUAACCCAAUUCGGUAAAAAACAGAAUUAUAACGUACGAAGUGAAUGGAGAAGUUCAGAUCAACCCAAAUGACAAUCCUCUUAAUGAAUCAAUAAACUUUUUGAAAGUAAUUACAACUUGGUUAUGUGAGAGUAUGUAUAGAGUGUUUGCAAGUGUAAUUAUGGUUUGCUCAUAUGCAAGAGUAAUUUAUGUAUGUGAGAGAAAUUACAUGUAAUUAAUGUUCAUGUGGGAUCAAUUACUUUUGUUUUUGUAAGAGUGUGAAUAUUAUUACAAUUUGUUUUAUUAUUGUUGACUUAUAUAUUUGAAUCUGUGUACAAUGUUAAAGAAAUUUAAUGGGUUUUUAAAAAUGAUUAUGAAAUUAUAAAAAA
Molecule: messenger RNA, 910 nt
Organism: Saccostrea cuccullata (small rock oyster)
Lineage: Eukaryota; Metazoa; Mollusca; Bivalvia; Ostreida; Ostreidae
Product: dnaJ homolog subfamily C member 4-like
Exons: 6
Coding region: 129-614 (161 amino acids)
Source: RefSeq, a predicted model, not a curated record